Molecule: messenger RNA, 2337 nt
Organism: Lycium ferocissimum
Lineage: Eukaryota; Viridiplantae; Streptophyta; Magnoliopsida; Solanales; Solanaceae
Product: histidine kinase CKI1-like
Exons: 6
Coding region: 1-2337 (778 amino acids)
Biological process (GO): phosphorylation; phosphorelay signal transduction system
Cellular component (GO): nucleus
Molecular function (GO): phosphorelay sensor kinase activity
Source: RefSeq, a predicted model, not a curated record
AUGAAGCUAAGUUCAUUUAAAGUGCCAAGGCCUGUUUAUUUCUGCUUGAUUCUGUCAUUCGUAAUGCUAUUGGUACCUGUUGUAUUGCUACCAUUUUGGGUCAAUAGCCUAAAAAGAGUUGAAGGCAAUAUUAAGGUGUAUAUGUCAGCCAACGUUCAAGAUGACCUGCAAAUCCAUUUUCACAACAACAUUAAAUUUGGAUUCAUGCUAAUCAUCUUAAUGUUAGCUGCAUUGGCUGUUUCCUUAUUCACAUUUGUGGGAUUAACAAUAAGAGCAGCAAGAAGGGAAAUGUAUUUGUGUGCUACAUUGAUUAAGCAAAUGGAAGCAACUCAACAAGCAGAGAAGAAGAGUAUGAACAAAAGCAAUGCAUUUGCUGUUGCAAAUCAUGAUAUUAGAGCUUCUCUUGCAGGAAUUAGUGGAUUAAUUGACAUGUGUCGCAACCAUGCUUCGCCAGAAUCCGAAUUGGAGACCAAUUUGGAUGAUAUGCAAUCUUGCACAAACGAUCUUUUAGACAUAUUGAAUUCUAUUCUUGAUCAAAGCAAGAUUGAAGAAGGGAAGAAGCAACUUGAAGAAGAAGAAUUCGACAUGGAAGAGUUGCUAGAACAUGUCGUCAACAUCUAUUACCCUAAAGCAGCAAUGAAGAAUGUCGAUGUGUUACUAGAUCCAUGUGACGCUUCUAUCACAAGAUUCUCUCGUGUUAAAGGCGAUAGGAAAGAAAUGAGAUCCAUCUUGACUAACUUGUUGGAUAAUGCAGUUAAAUUCACCUCAGAGGGACAUAUUUCUCUUCGAGUUUGGGCUCGAAAAGCUGGUUCUGAUCAAAGUUCCAAUCUUGCUCCUAAUACAAUUAGUUCUAUUGGUUGUAUGUCGUGUUUUCUUUUACAGAAUGAUGUAGCAGAUUCAGAAAAAUUGCAAGUACUGAACAAAGUCCUGCAAGAUCCCAACUGUGUGGAAUUCGUAUUCGAGGUGGAUGAUACUGGGAAAGGAAUUCCUAAAGAGAAACAGAACUCAGUUUUUGAGAAUUAUGUUCAAGUGAACGAGACAGAUGGACAAACAGGCACUGGCUUAGGCCUUGGCAUUAUUCAGUCGUUGGUUCGCUUAAUGGGAGGUGAAAUAAGUAUCAUCGACAAGGAAAUUCGCGAGAAGGGCACUUGCUUUCGAUUCAACAUUUUUCUCAUAGCAUGUGAGCCUCAAGAUCAAGAACAACAAGAAAUUAGUGUUAAAUAUUCAAGAGAAGAAGAUUUGGAGUGUCAAUUAGGAGGCUAUAUAUCUAGUGACUCCUAUUAUCAUUCAACACCAAGUAGUAAUAAUAGUAUCACUAGCCAUCAGAAACCAGAAAGAUCCAAUGUUAUUCUUUUCAUUAAAGAGGAGGAAAGAAGCAGAGUUCUUCAUAGAUUCAUGAUGAACAUAGGCUUGAAGGUACACAUUGUGAAUCGACACGAGCAAUUUUGGAAGCUGAAAAGGAAAUUAAUCAACUUCCAAUCAAAGGAAAUUCCCCUCAGUGCUUUAGAUGGAACAGAUGAUGAUCAUAUCACAUACUUUCACAAGAGGGGUAGAGGACUUAAUCCUAAGGGUUCACUUGUAAGAUUCAUCUUAAUCAUAAUCGACACAAGUGUUGGGCAAUUUCGAGAAAUAAGUCGUGCUAUGGAUGAUUUCCAAAAGGGCUUCCCCAAGAAUGUGUCCCUUCGAGUUGUCUGGCUCGUUAAACCAGGCGUAGAUAAGGAUAAGCUACCUUCAACAGAUGUAGUCAUGGCAAAACCAUUACAUGGAUCUCGUUUAUAUCGUGUCCUCGGACUUGUACCAGAGUUUGGUGGUGCAAUUUCACCAACCAUAACACAAGAAGUAGAGGAUGAAAGAAAUUCAAGAAUCAAGAAUCAGACUACUCCGAUACAAGAUGUUGCUAUUGAUGUUAGUGGAAGUUCUAGUAAGAAACUACCUUUAACAGGAAAGAGAAUCUUGGUAGUAGAGGAUGAUAGAGUACAACUUAAGGUUUGUAAUGCCAAGGUUUCUAAGCUUGGUGCAACUAUUUACACUUGUGGAAAUGGUAAAGAAGCUCUAGCUCACGUAUGCAAAGGCCUUAGAGAUCAAAGCCAGAUAAUUGACUACAUACUCAUGGAUUGUGAGAUGGCGGGGAUGAAUGGAUUUGAAGCAACCAAAUGCAUUAGGGAAGAAGAGGCACAUUAUGGAAUUCGAAUUCCUAUCAUAGCUUGUACAGCACAUACGGAAAAGGAAAAAACAGAUAAGAUUUUUCAAGUUGGAAUGGAUUAUUACUUACCUAAAGAAUUCAAUCCUGAUGAGCUUUUGGAAGCCAUAGACUAUAUAGAGCAUAUAAAGGUUUAA